Messenger RNA from Trichoderma gamsii, 246 nucleotides. RefSeq lists its product as hypothetical. Bases 1 to 246 code for a protein of 81 amino acids. NCBI's taxonomy places the organism in Eukaryota, Fungi, Ascomycota, Sordariomycetes, Hypocreales, Hypocreaceae. The record is from RefSeq and is a predicted model, not a curated record. The transcript is spliced from 2 exons.
AUGGCGAUCAUUCUAGCUUGUAGCUAUAAAAGAAAAGCAUUUUCGUGGAGUGGCUCGAGAAACAUCCUUACAGUUUGCACUUUCACUCUCUCCUAUACAACAGUCACGCAACAGCAGCAAGCAUGGACAAGAAAGGUUACUCAAGCAAAAGCUACAAGAAGCCGACUGGCGGCAGCAGCUCGGGCGGUAGACAACAUGGAGAAUCAUCAUCCAGCUCUAAGAAGAGGGAACCAAGCUACUCCCUGA